Urocitellus parryii (Arctic ground squirrel) is the source of this 1422-nucleotide messenger RNA. It is a transcript of the gene Pnliprp1, whose product is annotated as pancreatic lipase related protein 1. Gene Ontology annotation, biological process: lipid metabolic process. Gene Ontology annotation, molecular function: protein binding; lipoprotein lipase activity. NCBI's taxonomy places the organism in Eukaryota, Metazoa, Chordata, Mammalia, Rodentia, Sciuridae. The record is from RefSeq and is a predicted model, not a curated record.
AUGAUGAUCUUCUGGACAGUCACACUUUUCCUGCUGGGAGCAGCCAGAGGAAAAGAAGUUUGCUAUAAGGAUGUUGGGUGCUUUUCUGAUUCUGAGCCUUGGGCUGGAACUGCAAUCAGACCCCUGAAAAUUCUCCCCUGGAGCCCUGAGAAGAUCAACACCCGUUUCCUGCUCUACACCAAUGAGAACCCAGACACCUUUCAGAUGCUGCAGCUCUCUGAUCCAUCGACCAUCGAGGCAUCUAAUUUUCAAACGGACAGGAAGACCCGGUUCAUCAUCCACGGCUUCAUAGACAAGGGCGAUGAGAGCUGGGUGGGAGACAUGUGCAAGAACAUGUUCAAGGUGGAGGAGGUGAACUGCAUCUGUGUGGACUGGAAGAAGGGCUCCCAAACCACCUACACACAGGCUGCCAACAAYGCGCGCGUGGUGGGCGCCCAGGUGGCCCAGAUGCUCAGCAUCCUCUCGACGAACUACAGCUACUCACCUUCUCAAGUCCACCUCAUCGGCCACAGCCUGGGAGCCCACGUGGCGGGAGAGGCUGGGAGCAGGACCCCAGGCCUGGGCAGGAUUACUGGACUGGAUCCCGUGGAAGCAAGUUUCGAGGGCACUCCUGAGGAGGUUCGACUUGACCCUUCGGAUGCUGUCUUUGUGGAUGUGAUUCACACAGACGCGGCACCCUUGAUCCCAUUCCUGGGUUUUGGAACAAACCAAAUGAUGGGUCACCUUGACUUCUUCCCCAAUGGAGGAGAGAACAUGCCGGGGUGCAAGAAGAAUGCCCUGUCACAGAUCGUGGACCUCGACGGCAUCUGGUCAGGAACCCGGGACUUUGUGGCUUGCAAUCACCUAAGAAGCUACAAGUAUUACUUGGACAGCAUCCUCAGCCCUGAUGGGUUCACUGCGUACCCUUGCAUGUCCUACAAGGCCUUUGAGUCUAACAAGUGCUUCCCCUGCCCAGAUCAAGGGUGCCCGCAGAUGGGUCACUAUGCUGAUAAAUUUGCUGGCAAGACGAGUGCAGAGCAGCAGAAAUUCUUUCUGAACACAGGCGAUGCCAAGAAUUUUGCACGCUGGAGAUACGGGGUUUCUGUAACACUGUCUGGAAGAACAAUCACUGGUGAGGUCAAGGUGGCUUUGUUUGGAGAUAAGGGAAACACUCGCCAGUAUGACGUCUUCAGGGGUAUCAUCAUGCCAGGCUCUACCCACUCCAAGGAGUUCGAUGCAGAGCUCGAUGUCGGAACGAUUGAGAAAGUCAAGUUUCUUUGGAAUAACCACGUGGUGAACCCGACCUUCCCCAGAGUGGGUGCAGCCAAGAUCACUGUGCAAAAGGGAGAGGAGAAGACAGUGUACAACUUCUGUAGCAAAGAAACUGUGAAAGAAGAUGUUCUGCUCACUCUCACACCUUGUGAAACUCCAGACACACUGUAA